AUGUUUUUUGCUAAGAAAGAGUUGGCUGCGCAUGUUCCAAAAGGUCAUGUCUCUCAGACUAUGGCUUGUCAUUUGAGUCGAGAUCUUAUAGGAAAGAUAGCUCCACGUGAUGUCGUUGAAUUAUUAGGAAUCCUUCUUCCUCAUCCUUACUUUGGUUUUACAGCAUUUCGUGCCGACUUAGUUGUAGAUAUAUACUUGGAGGCCAUGUGUGUCACUCAUUUCAAGAAAAAUAUGAUAAGUAAGCCUUCUCCAUUUGAAGAACAUGCACGUUUUUUUAUUGGUCAGUUGUGGGGACUUUUUAUCGAAGUAAAUGAUGAUUUGGUUUAUCUGCUCAAUUCUACUGCAAGUAUGAACUCAAAGGAGAUGAAGAAAAUACUUAGCUUGUUUAAUAAGCAGAGGAGGGAAUUUUUCUGCAAUCCAAGUAAUGGAACAUUUCUACAUCAAUUGCAAGCAUUUGGGACACUGGAAGAGUUCCUUUCUACUUUUAAUGAAGCAAGACAUGGGUUUAUCAGAAAGCAACAGCUGCUCUUGGGCAUUAGACGAGACAGGCAACCUACCAAUCUUUCAUCAUCUGUACUGUCAAGUGACAGUAUGCAUAUUGGAAUCCUCGCUGCAGCGGCACAUGCUGCUGCAAACAAUAGCCUCUUCACUGUUUUUUGUAAUCCAAGGGCUAGUCCAUUAGAGUUUGUUGUCCCUUUGGCCAAGUGCUAUAAGGCAGUUUACAGCAACCAAAUCUCACCAGGGGUCAAUCACAUGCGCCUUAGGAUAAUGUUGGAAAUUGAAGAUCGUCUGAUCUGCAGGUAUAUGGGUAAAAUUACAGGAAUCAAUGAUCUGGAUCCUGUAAGAUGGAAUAACUCACAAUGGCGCAAUUUGCAGCCAUGAAUAGUUGGUUGGGAUGAGUCAAAGGCUGGAGAAAGGCGUAAUCGUGUCUCAAUUUGAGAGAUUGAAGCAGUGACUGCUCUGUUUUUUCUCUGCCCUACUCCAUUCUUGAGAUCCAAGCAUCCAAGACAACCAGGAAUGCCAGACGGCUUGCAAAUACCUCAGCCAAACGACUUGCAGUUUAAUUCCCAGAGGUCACCACAGAAAGUUCAACAGAUUGGUCAGCUGCCACAGCUUCCAUCAACCAUGAACCAAUUAGGCUCCAUUAUACCGCCACCACAACAAUUAGGUGAUAUAACUCAACAAUCAAGGCAAAAUAUGAUUACUCAAACUUUAUCCCCGGGUCAAGUUCAGGUCCAAAUGCUUCAGCCACACAAUCUUGUACAAAACAAUAAUAUUCUUCCGCGGCAACCAUCUAUUCAAAACCCUCCACUUCCAAUUAAUAUUCCCAAACAUGUUAUGGGCCAGAACCAACCGCAAAACCUUAUGCAGUCCCAGCUUCCUGAUCAAGCAAACCAACAUUUACAUAUGUCUGACAAGCAGCAGAUUCAGCUUCAGCUGUUGCAGAGACUUCAGCUACAACAACAAUCACUUUUAGCACAGCAGUCUGCACUUCAACAGCCUGCUCAACUUGCUCAACUCCAAGAUCAGCAAAGACAACUUUUGGAUGUUUCCCAGAGCUUUUCUAGGUCUGUGACGGCCACCCAAAUGCUGGACAUGCCGCAAACGACACCCACCUCACUCCCUCAGGCCAAUGUUACCUCACAGCAAAUAACUAAGGGUAAUAACAUGACAAAUGUUCGAUUUUCCUAUUCCUAUCCUCCACAGCAACUGAAACUUCAGCAACAGCAGACUGGUCUGCUGCUUGAAAUGCCUGGACAUGUGGCUCCCCUCCCAGCCCAAAUUAGUAAUCAACAUUCAACAGCUGGUGGUAGUGUAUUAACAGGAGCUGUAGGAGCAGGGCAUUCUGUGAUUACUGAUGAUGUUCCUUCUUGUUCCACUUCACCGUCCGCAAACAACAGUCAAAAUUUGAUUCAACCAAUGGCAAAUAGUAGGCCCAAUCGGAGCAUGGCAAUGGGAGAGGACAUAGCUCAGUCUGCCUCAACUCUCUUGAGUACCAGUGGUUUGGAAACCAUAGCACCUGGCAUUAACUUGGUCAAAGAUUUUCAACCCAAAACAGAUAUUAAGCCUUCAUUGAACAUCUCUAAGAAUCAAAACCAAGGUUUUUUUUGCCCCACAGACAUACCUACAUGUACAUCUUCCCAGGCUGAUUAUUUGGAUACGUCUUCUUCAACUUCAGUUCGCCUUUCUCAGAAUGAUGUCCAUAUACAACAGAACAACAGUUUGUCAUAUAAUCCUUUGAGAGACACAAGCCAAGAUGGGGAAGUUCAGGCAGAUCCCAGGAGCAAUGUUCCAUAUGGGAGUAAUAUUGAUGGCCCAUUGGUUUUACCCAAUCAUGACCCGUUGCUAACAAAAAGCAUGGGCGUGGGGAAGGAUUUCUCGAAUAAUUUAUCUUCAGGAGGGAUGCUUGCUAACUAUGAAAAUUCCAAAGAUGUUCAGCAGGAACUUUCGUCCUCAAUUGUUUCACAGUCAUUUGGAGUUCCAGAUAUGACAUUUAAUCCAAUUGAUUCCACGAUAAAUGACAGCAGUUUCAUGAACAGGGCUCACUGGGCACCACCACCACAGUUUCCUCCAAGAAUGUGGUCGUAUACUAAGGUGUACAAACGUGGAGCCGUGGGGAGAUCAAUCGAUAUUACACACUAUUCUGGUUAUGAUGAGCUGAAGCAGGAUCUUGCUCGUAGGUUUGGUAUAGAGGGGCAAUUGGAAGACCGGCAGAGGAUAGGCUGGAAGCUUGUGUAUGUGGAUCACGAACAUGAUGUCCUGCUAGUGGGGGAUGAUCCAUGGGAGUAAGGCCUUAACUCCUCUACCAAUGAGUUUGUCCGCUGCGGUCUCUGCAUUAAGAUCCUAUCACCACAAGAAGUACAGCAGAUGAGCUUGGAUGGAGAUUUCAGGAAUUACGUUCUUCCCCAUCAAGCGUGUAGCAGCUCUGAUAACGGGAGUGCUUGA
Messenger RNA from Pistacia vera, 2946 nucleotides. Its product is annotated as auxin response factor 19-like. Gene Ontology annotation, biological process: response to hormone; regulation of DNA-templated transcription. Gene Ontology annotation, cellular component: nucleus. Lineage: Eukaryota; Viridiplantae; Streptophyta; Magnoliopsida; Sapindales; Anacardiaceae. The record is from RefSeq and is a predicted model, not a curated record. Gene Ontology annotation, molecular function: DNA binding; protein binding.